AUGAAUCCUUUGAAUAAAGAAACCUUUGUUGCCGACGGGAUCCAAUACUAUCGUGUUAAACAGCCUCUUCCUACACCACCACCGAAUGGCUACAAAGACAUGGCCGAGGCAGUCGGGAAGAUGCAAGAGUAUGCAUUGUCCAACAACUUUGCACUUGCAACCAAGGAUCGCAAGCCAACCCGGGUCUAUCUAAAGUGCUCCAAGGGAGGCCGUUACAGGAGUACACGCAAGAUCCAAGAAUGCGAUCGAAAAAAGAUCUCUCCUAGCAGACUUACCGGAUGUCCUUACCUACUAAAACUAUCCUACAAAAAGUCUAUCCAAGGAUACAUGCCCCUAAAACCGACCCGUGAAAUCGAAGGCUACCACAACCAUCCUCUAGAUGAAAAGUGCCUCGAAUCAACCCUAAAAGGAAGACUGUCAAAGAUCAGUAUAGACGACGUCAAGGAAAUCGCCAAGCUCAUAGACAACAAUGCCAAGACGCGGGAUAUCCAGAGGGCAAUCAACGAUGAUUCGCACGCCGGUCACAAGUUGUAUGUCAGUGACAUCAACAACAUCAAGGCUGCCUUUGCUCGGAUUUCGGCGCCUACCCAAGAUGCAGGCACCAAACUUGUAAAGGUCAUGGAGUCAAAAGGUUAUCGAGUCAUCAAUAAUGUCAAUCAAAAUUGA
Molecule: messenger RNA, 666 nt
Organism: Phycomyces blakesleeanus NRRL 1555(-)
Lineage: Eukaryota; Fungi; Mucoromycota; Mucoromycetes; Mucorales; Phycomycetaceae
Exons: 1
Coding region: 1-666 (221 amino acids)
Source: RefSeq, a predicted model, not a curated record